GUUAGGCCAAGAAGGAGGUGCUACUCAUCCCAAAACUAAUUUGAGAGCAAAAUGGAUAAGAGUAAAAAAGAAAAGAGAAAUAAAAACUUGCUCCUUGUUGGUUAAAAACCAAAAAUAUUACGCUGUUUUCUCUUGUGAAAUUGAAGCCCAACCAAAAAUAGAAGUUAGUUCAAUACCAAAAGAAAGACAAAUAGGAAUUGAUGUUGGAAUAGGUAAAGAUAACUUUUUUGCUCUUUCUAAUAGAGAAAAACAAACCAAUCCUCAAUUCUAUCGAACGGCUGAAAAAGAAUUAGGAGAAUUACAAAGAAAAGUCAGUAAUAAAGAAAAAGGAAGUCAGCGGAGAGAAAAAGCAAAAUUAGAACUAAGUAAAAAACAUGAGAAAGUUAGCAGUCAGAGAAAAGAUUUUGUUUUCAAAGCAGUUAAGAAAUUAAGAGAUAAUUAUGAUUUGCUAGCC
This is a messenger RNA of Racocetra persica, 454 nucleotides long. NCBI's taxonomy places the organism in Eukaryota, Fungi, Glomeromycota, Glomeromycetes, Diversisporales, Gigasporaceae. The record is from the annotation of a GenBank genome assembly.